Molecule: messenger RNA, 1500 nt
Organism: Rhagoletis pomonella (apple maggot)
Lineage: Eukaryota; Metazoa; Arthropoda; Insecta; Diptera; Tephritidae
Exons: 2
Coding region: 334-1359 (341 amino acids)
Source: RefSeq, a predicted model, not a curated record
GUUCACACUUAUCCAUCUUAGUAUCUGCGGGAACCAGCCCCGGUUUUGAAACGAACCUUUUAGAUUUUCUUGAUCUUAUACAUAUGUAUAUUUAGGCAGUGUUGUUAUAAGUUUUUCUUUCUCCGAAAUAGUUGCACCUUUUCACUUAUUUGUAAACUCUGCAUUUAUGUCUAUCAAAAUUUUAUUUUUGAUGUAGAAAUGCAUCUGUAUGCUCCAGGAACGCUUUUGCGUCAAAAAUAAGAUUUUGAAAAAAUUUUCGCUUACUACGUCUUUUUGGCGGUUAGGGCUGAAUAUUUAACCGUAAAUAAUUUGUUUAUAUUUUCAGAUUUAACUAUGUCCCCAUUACAGCAUUAUAUUGUGGCACUGUUAGUACUUGUUCCCUCGAUCAUCCCAGCCGAUACAUUUUUCGCUGUGGCAGGCCGAAAAGUGAAGCGAACGGGGACUUACUUGAAUGUACCACCGCCGCCACAACCGCAACCACAGCCGUCGCCCAGCGCAGCUGCGGCACACCACGUGGAACAGGAACCCUAUCCUUAUGAAGAUGUCAACGAACAUGACUUUCACUCUCAACCAGACAUAGCGCGCUACGAAACUGAUUUUACGCCCACACAAACGCAAACCCACGCACAUACCCAUUCGCAUGCUCAUGCUACCGCUUCUGGAGGCAAAUACCUCAUCGACAAUGGAUUGCGUAGCAUUGCCAAAGGUUCGGCAGACCAAGCGAAUUCUGCAGUCGCCAGCCAAAAUGCUGCAGGCAAGCAAGCUGCUUACGUGGCAAAAAGUACGCUUGCACAAGCAGCGGCUCAAGCCGCUGGCACCGCAGUGGCCGUACUGAAAGGCAAGGAGGUGCUUCUGCGACGGCUCGAAGAGCAAAACAUAGAUGAACACAAGUCAUUGGAAGGUGAAAUAACGCAGCUGCAGCAGGCGAAACGCUCCGCCAAGACGGCACAAUAUGCCGCACAACAGUCCAUAAAUCAUGUAUCUGUGCUGACAGCGGCCCUCAACAAUGCACAAUCCGCCUCGGAGUUGACACAGAGAGCAGCAUCAGAGGCGGCCGCAGAGUUGGCUUCACAAAUCGAUAUGGUUUCGCAAGCCAAGGCGAAGCUAGAGCAAGUAGAGUCGCAGCUCUACACAGCUCGUUUGGAUUAUGAGGAGACGAAGGAGGCGGCUGAAAAGGCAACACUGUCGGCACAGGAGGCGCAGAUCAACGCCAACGAUGCUGCAGUACAUGCGAAUGUUGGGCUGAGUGAGGCGGUGCAUGCGGGAGCGCAUGACAAGAGCGAUCACGUUGCGGCGACGGUAAUCGGCUCAAAUACCGCCACUGACCAAACGCAAAGCUACGGGCGUAAAAAGAAGUGAUUAAAUUGAGUGGAGAAUGGAGAAUUGUUUUUGAGAGAUGCUAAGUUUUUGUUUUAAGGUUUUUCUAUCUAUUUAUUAAUCCUGAGAAUAUCAUUAAAAACUGCUGAUGAAUAAAAUUUGUUUUAAACAUUUUUUUAAGAA